AUGGAAGAGCACGCUCAAGAGAUGGAUCGCGUUAACAACGAGCUAGCAGACCUUCGAGGGAAUGUAGGAACAAUUAUGGAACUACUUCAGGUUAUCAAUGCAAAGAUGGAUACUCAGCCUACUGUGGUUUCUGAGAUCAACACUAUCGCUGCCGUAGAUCCGCCGGUUGUUUCAGUUGAGAACCCGUUUCCUUAUGGUCUUUCGCAGAGUUUCAUACAUCCGCCUGUUGUUACUUCAGUUCAACAAGCCAUGCCGGUUAUACAGAACGUUCAACAGACUGUGCCUUUGGUUCCCGAGCCUCCAAAGGUGGUCCCUACCUUCACACAAGCUAAUGUCCAUACUCGGGUGCAGCCUUAUCUUAAUGAGCCUGUUUAUGAAAUUCUGGAUGAUAAUGAUGAAGGUUACCAGCCGCGUGAUAGGCUCCGCGAGGAGGUUGUUACUAUUGAUAAAAGAUUAAGAAAGAUGGAAGGAGACCAGAUCUUUGGUGCUGCUGCUAGAGACAUCUGUUUGGUUUCCGAUUUAGUUAUUCCGCCAAAGUUCAAGACUCCGAACUUUGACUGCUAUGAAGGGACUACAUGUCCGAAAAGCCAUUUGAUAAUGUACUACCGUAGGAUGGCUGCCCAUGUGGAAAAUGACAAGUUGAUGAUCCACUGUUUUCAAGACAGUCUGAAAGGUGCCUCGUCGAAGUGGUAUUUAACCUUGGACCAAUCUCGCAUCAAGUCUUUUCAAGAUUUGUCUGACGCUUUCAUUAAGCACUAUAAGUACAACAUGGACUUGGCUCCUGACAGGAGACAACUUUUGAGUAUGACGCAGAAAAGUUCUGAGACCUUUAAGGAAUACGCCCAGCGAUGGAGGGAAAUUGCUUCCCAGGUUGAACCUCCAUUGACUGAUAAAGAAUUAGCUGACUGGUUUGUUGACACCGUUCGUCCUGAGUUCUAUGAAAGGAUGGUGGGUAGUGUAACCACGAAUUUCGCUGAUAUUGUUGCUGUUGGAGUAAAGGUUGAAUUAGCUAUUAAGAGUGGAAAGAUGUCCAGUGGUUCUAGCAGUAUGAGUUCGAAGGACCAAGCUAAGAAUACUUCCGUCAAUCCUCAGAGAAAGAAGGAGGGAGAGACUCAUGCUGUGUCUUCAGAUAGGAGAAGGAAUAGGCAGUAUCAAUAUCCGCCACAAUAUGCCCAAUCACAGGGUUACCCAGUCCAGUACGCGCCACCGCCGUACGUGGCUGCUGUUGCACCAUCUUUUAACCAACAAGCUCCACAAGCGCCCGUUUAUCAUCCCAUGCAACAGGUUCCUGGUUAUCCGCCUCCGGUUUAUCCUCCUCCGAAUUAUCAACAAGCAUCCAACGCUCAGGCGAGUCAACAACCGAGGAACCAGGCACCUCGCCAGAAUGCUCCAAGGAGACUAUACAAGACUUGUCCACCGAUUCCGAUGACGUUCACCGAGUUGUAUCCUUACUUAGUGCAACGCGGUUUGGUCACUACUCGAGCUUUGGGACCGCCUCCGAAUCCUUUGCCAGCCAACUACAACGCCGCCGCUCAUUGUUUAUUUCAUGAGGGUGCGCCAGGUCACGACUUGGAGAACUGUUAUGCUUUGAAAAACCUUGUGAGGGAUCUGAUGGAAAAGAAGAUUCUGUCAUUCAACGAUCCGCCGCCCAAUGUCAAAAGUAACCCUUUGCCUGACCAUGGGGCUGUUAAUGCCAUUGAUGCUUCGUCUGAAGAGAAUUCUAUCCUUGAUGUAGCUCAGAUUAAGACUCCGCUCAAGGCAUUCCAUUCAAAGCUGUUUAAAGUAGGCCUAGUAUCUGUUUCCCAUAUCGGUUGUACGAGCUGUAAUGGAUGUGAUAAGGGUUGUGUUAUGGUUCGGAAAGACGUUCAGAGAUUGAUUGAUGAUGGUUUUUUGCAAGUAGUUAACCAGGUGAAAGAAGUAGCCGCAAUUGAGCCUACCUUCAACUUGCCAGAAUCAAGGGGUAGGAUACCAGUGUUUAAUUUGCCAGCACCAAAUUCUGUCAUGCCAGUGUUCAGUAUACCGACUUCCGUUACUCCAACAGUGGACCAGCCUAAACCGUUGAUUAUCCAAAAAUCGAGUCCAUUUCCAUUCAGUGAUCCCAAAGCAGUACCUUGGAAGUAUGGUGUAACCGCGAUUGACAAAGAAUCUGGGAAGGUCAUUCCAAGAGAAGAAGUGAAGGUUGAUGGUGAAAGUGUGACUAACAUAGCUGGGGCAAGCAGGAUGACUCGCAGUGGUCGCGUGUACACUCCCCGUUUUGAUGAGGCUCCACCUAGAGAGACAACUGCUAACACUGCUGUGCCUGCCAGAGAUAAAAAUAAAGAGGUUGUUACUAAUGAUGCAGAUGCUGAAUUCUUAAGGAUCAUCAGGAAGAGUGAUUACAAAGUCGUUGAUCAGCUUCAUCAGACCCCUUCAAAGAUCUCUAUCCUAUCUCUGUUAUUGAAUUCACCCGCUCAUAGGGCUGCUUUGCAGAAAGUAUUGACGCAAGCUCAUGUCGCUCAAGAUAUUACUACCGGUCAGUUUGAUAGUGUGAUCGCCAAUAUUACCGCAUGUAAUACUCUUAGCUUCAGCAAUGAAGAGCUACCGAAAGAGGGCCCGAAUCACAACCGUGCUUUGCACAUAUCAGCGAAGUGUCAAGAGGAUAAUUUAGCCAGGGUGCUUGUGGAUACCGGAUCAUCUUUGAACGUCCUACCCAAGAGAGUUCUUAGUAAGUUGGCUUACAAAGAAACUAUGGUGAAGCCUACUUCUUUGAUUGUCAAGGCGUUUGAUGGUUCUCGUAGAGCUGUGAUUGGAGAAGUGGAACUUCCAAUUCUGAUUGGUCCGCAUGUUUUCAAUAUCACUUUCCAAGUCAUGGAUAUCAAUCCCAAUUACAGCUGUCUACUUGGAAGACCUUGGAUCCAUGUUGUUGGGGCUGUGACUUCUACCUUGCACCAAAAGAUGAAGUUUGUAGUUGAUGAUAAGCUGGUGAUUAUUCACGGUGAGGAGGAUUUAAUGGUCAGUAAUUUAUCUUCGUUCCAUUAUAUUGAGGCCGAUGAAGACGCGUUGGAAACUUCUUUCCAAGCACUUGAGAUCGCCAAUGCUGUGUUAGUGGAGGUCGAAGAGACUGUGGAAGGCCAGAGUAAUCCAUCUUUUUCAUCCUUAAAGAGUACCAGAUCAACAAUUGACAGGGGCAUUCUUGAAGGUUGGGGAGAGAUAAUCAACGUCAAGACCAAAACUGAUCGCCACGGGUUGGGUUACAGACCAACUCAUGAUAAAGCUUCUACAAAUGUCGAAGGGCGUCCGAAGAUUUACCAAGAAGUGUUUAUCAGCGGAGGUUUUCAAGUUAAUGCCGUCAGCGAUGGUGAUGAAGAUGACGAUUUAAGCAACCUGGUGUUCAAGAGUAGUGCAACAUUGAGCAACUGGGAGGCUAUAGAGAUUCCUGUUAUUUUUCCAGUGUCAAAUGACAUUACAAACCUUGUUGAAUCCAAUGACGAUAUUGUCUCUCCUGAUUGGGAUUCACCCAUUUAUCAAGCUGAAGAUGAGGGUGAGGAAGAUUCUGAAGUACCCACUGAACUGACAAAGUUGGUCGAGUACGAGUACACGGAACUUCAACCAGAUAAGGAGCAGGUAGAUUUGGUUAAUCUUGGCACAGACGAGGACAAGAAAGAGGUCAAGGUUGGUACAAUGCUUGGGGUUGAGAUCAAGCAGGGGUUGAUAAAGCUUUUGAAGGAAUACAUUGAUGUGUUCGCAUGGUCGUAUCAAGAUAUGCCAGGUUUAGACACAGAUAUUGUAGUUCACAAACUACCGCUUAAGCCAGAAUGUCCUCCUGUCAAACAGAAACUUCGAAGAACGAGACCUGACAUGGCUUUGAAGAUUCGAGAUGAGGUUAAGAAACAGUUGGAUGCGGGUUUCCUUGCAGUUGCAAAGUAUCCUGAUUGGGUUGCCAACAUUGUUCCAGUGCCUAAAAAGGACGGUAAGAUGGAUCCAAUAAAGUACAUUUUCGAAAAGCCGGCUCAGACGGGGAGGCUUGCCCGUUGGCACAUGUUGCUAUCGGAAUAUGACAUCCAGUACGUACCGCAGAAAGCUAUCAAAGGAAGUAUUUUAUCAGAUUAUCUGGCAGAUCAGCCCGUAGAAGAUUAUGAGCCUCUCAAGUUCGACUUUCCUGAUGAAGACAUCCUAUUGAUAAAGAGAGAUUGUGAAGAGCCAGGUCCUGAGGAAGGUCCGGAACCGGGUCUCUGGUGGAGGAUGAUGUUUGAUGGUUCUUCAAAUUACAGUGGGUAUGGUAUAGGCACAGUUCUGAUGAAUCCGAAAGGUGGGUUCACCCCUUUUACAGCAAGGUUAGACUUUGAAUGUACAAACAAUGUCGCAGAGUAUGAAGCAUGCAUUCUUGGCCUUGAAGCAGCUAUCGACCUCUGA
This is a messenger RNA of Lathyrus oleraceus (garden pea), 4392 nucleotides long. RefSeq lists its product as uncharacterized. The transcript is spliced from 3 exons. Lineage: Eukaryota; Viridiplantae; Streptophyta; Magnoliopsida; Fabales; Fabaceae. Gene Ontology annotation, molecular function: nucleic acid binding; aspartic-type endopeptidase activity. The record is from RefSeq and is a predicted model, not a curated record. Gene Ontology annotation, biological process: proteolysis. The coding region runs from base 1 to 4392 and encodes 1463 amino acids.